AUGUACAACCCACUGAUAGAGCCGAUAGGCAGCUUGGGCUUAGAGAACCAGAAUGACACCCCUGAAUCAUCCACAGUGACUUCUGACUCUAAAGCCCCUAUUGAAGGUUGGAUCUUCCUGGUGCUGGAGGACCUGGGACACUGCGGAAAGAACUUCAGGUGGAGUAGCAACCUUACUUUGCAUCAAAGAACUCACACAGGGGACAAACCUUAUGCAUGCUUGGAGUGUGGAAAGAGCUUCAGUCAGAGUAGCCAGCUUACUUCGCAUCACAGAACUCAUACAGGGGACAAACCUUAUAAAUGCUGGGAGUGUGGGAAAAGCUUCAGUGACAGGAGCACCCUUACUUCGCAUCAAAGAACUCACACAGGGGACAAACCGUAUAAAUGCUUGGAGUGUGGAAAAGGCUUCAGUCAGAGUAGCUACCUUACUUCACAUCACAGAACUCACACAGGGGACAAACCAUAUAAAUGCUUGGAGUGUGGAAAAGGCUUCAGUCACAUUAGGAACUUUAACACACAUCAAAGAACUCACACAAGGGACAAACCUUAUAAAUGCUUGCAGUGUGGAAAGACCUUCAGGUGGAGAAGCCACCUUUCUUCGCAUCAAAGAACUCACACAGGGGACAAACCUUAUAAAUGCUUCGAGUGUGGAAAGAGCUUCAGGUGGAGUGGCAACCUUACUUCGCAUCACAGAACUCAUACAGGGGACAAACCUUAUAAAUGCUUGGAGUGUGGAAAGAGCUUCAGUCAGAGUAGCCAGCUUACUUUGCAUCACAGAACUCAUACAGGGGACAAACCUUAUGCAUGCUUGGAGUGUGGAAAGUGCUUCAGUCGGAGUGGCAACCUUACUUCGCAUCACAGAACUCAUACAGGGGACAAACCUUAUAAAUGCUUGGAUUGAGGAAAGAGCUUCAGGUGCACUGGCCACCUUUCUUCACAUCAAACAACUCACACGGGACAAACCUUAUAAAUGUUUGGAGUGUGGAAGGAGCUUCAGUGACAGUAGCACCCUUACUUCUCAUCACAAAACUCAUACAGGGGAGAAACCUGAUAAAUGCUUGGAGUGUGGAAAGAGAUUUAGUCAGAGUAGCAACCUUACUUCACAUGAAAGAAGUCACAGUGGAGACAGACCUUAUCAAUGCCUGGAGUUUGGAAAGAGCUUCAGUAAGAGUAGCUCCCUUACUUCUCAUCAAAGAGGUUGCACACCGGACUUACUUUAUAAAUGCUUUGAGUACGAAAGAGCUUCAGGUGGAGUAGCAACCUUACUUUGCAUCUAAGAUGUCACACGGGACAAACCUUAUCAAUGCUUGGAGUGUGGAAAAAGCUUUGGGUAGAGUAGUGCCUUUACUCAACAUCAAAUAACUCACACAGGGCACAAACCUUAUAAAUGCUUCGAGUGUGGAAAGAGCUUCAGUCAGAGUAGCCACCUUACUUUGCAUCACAGAAUGCAUACAGGGGACAAACCUUAUGCAUGUUAUUAAAAACAGUGCUAUUAAAUAUACAUGUAACUGGCCAAUUGCCAAGAAAAUCCAACACGGUCACAUUUGACUUCAAAAGAGGAAACUUCACAAAAAUGAGGGGAUUGGUAAAAAGAAAGCUGAAAAACAAAGUCCAGAGGGUCACAUCACUCGAAAAUGCUUGGAAGUUGUUUAAAAACACUAUAUUAGAAGCUCAACUGGAGUGCAUACUGCAGAUCAGAAAAGAUAAAAUAAAAUAAGACCAGCUUUCGAAUCCCCACCCAGCCAUGAAGCUCCCUGGGUGACCUUGGGCCAGUCACUGCCUCUCAGCCUGAGAGGGAGGCAAUGGUGAACCCCCUCUGAACACCGCUUGCCAGGAAAACCCUAUUUGUAGCAUCACCAGAAGUCGGAAUCAACUUGAAGGCAGUCCAUUUCAUUUUUCAUUUCAUACAUCUUUAUUUUAAAUCGCUCCUUCAUCAACAGUGGUGUGCCCUAGAAAUCCGGUGGAACUGGGGGACCCCAACAUCCUCAUCUGCUCCGUGGACCGGUUCUCU
Molecule: messenger RNA, 2010 nt
Organism: Rhineura floridana
Lineage: Eukaryota; Metazoa; Chordata; Lepidosauria; Squamata; Rhineuridae
Product: zinc finger protein 239-like
Exons: 4
Coding region: 1-900 (299 amino acids)
Biological process (GO): regulation of transcription by RNA polymerase II; central nervous system development
Cellular component (GO): nucleus
Molecular function (GO): DNA-binding transcription factor activity, RNA polymerase II-specific; RNA polymerase II cis-regulatory region sequence-specific DNA binding
Source: RefSeq, a predicted model, not a curated record